CGAAAGAAGAGGGAUUUCCUCGAAACUACACGAUCACAUGGGUUCACGCAAAAAAUCGUGGAUAUGUACGAACCGUUCCUCGAACGCGUAGACGUCCUCUGCCCAACAAAAAGGGCCUGCAUCACUCAGCUAUCAGGUCACUUUCGGGAAUCUUUCCCACCACAGCGCUCGUAGUUCUUCGUAAUCUUUCUUCAGCAGCUGACUAGGGAAAUCCUUGAAGUCGCAACCUCCCACGCAGCCCAUGGCUACAGCGAGGACGAGCUGGCGACCGUCGCGGAG
Messenger RNA from Amoebophrya sp. A25, 279 nucleotides. NCBI's taxonomy places the organism in Eukaryota, Dinophyceae, Syndiniales, Amoebophryaceae. The record is from the annotation of a GenBank genome assembly.